Molecule: messenger RNA, 2052 nt
Organism: Chrysoperla carnea
Lineage: Eukaryota; Metazoa; Arthropoda; Insecta; Neuroptera; Chrysopidae
Exons: 10
Coding region: 90-2018 (642 amino acids)
Biological process (GO): glutathione metabolic process
Molecular function (GO): glutathione transferase activity
Source: RefSeq, a predicted model, not a curated record
AUAUUCUUAGUCAUAAAAUCAGAAUCAUAAGACACGUACAAUUUAGAAGUCAUUUUUAGAAUAAAACGUUCGAAAGGUUCGUAAGAAUUAUGGCUCCAAUACUAUACCACCAAGAUUUAAGUCCCCCAUGCAGAGCUGUUCGUAUUGUUGCAGCUGCGUUAAAUAUUCCUUUAGAGUUGAAAGUGAUAAAUUUAUUAAAUCGAGAACAUUUAUCACCAGAAUUUGUUGAGAUCAAUCCACAACAUACUUUGCCAUGUUUGGAUGAUAAUGGGUUUAUAAUUUGGGACAGUCAUGUGAUUAUAGCUUAUUUAAUUGAUGUAUAUGUUAAAGGGGAUACAUCUUUGUAUCCAAAAGAUGUUAAAAUACGUGCGAUGAUACAUCAAAGAAAUCAUUUUGACACUGGAGUUUUGUUUGCAAAGUUACGGCAACUAUUUAUUCCCGUACAUACUCAAAAUGAAAAAGAAUUAAAUCCAACAGUUGUUAAAGAAAUUGAAGAAGCCUACAAAAUUAUUGAAGCAUUUUUGUCCAAACAUAAUUACCUAUGUGGAAACAGUCUAACUGUGGCUGAUAUUUCAUGUGCAACAACUAUUCAAAUGGUAAAUGUGGCUGUUCCAAUUCCAGAAGAAUGUGUGAAAACUUUAAAUUGGUUAGAUCGCGUAACAAAUUUUCCACCAUAUAUUCAAGAAAAUGCAGACGGUCAAAUUAAAUUGGUGAAUCGAUUAAAAUCUUUACUAGGUGAUAAAAUUCAUGAUUUAAGUCCACCAUGCAGAGCUGUUCGUAUUAUUGCAGCUGCGUUAAAUAUUCCUUUAGAGUUGAAAGUGGUAAAUUUAUUAGAAAAGGAACACUUAUCACCAGAAUUUGUAAAGAUUAAUCCACAAAAAACUGUGCCAUGUUUAGAUGAUAAUGGAUUCAUACUUUGGGACAGUCAUGUGAUUAUAGCUUAUUUAAUUAAUAAAUAUAUUGAAAAUGAUACACCUUUAUAUCCAAAAGAUUUAAAAAUACGUUCAAAAAUUGAUCAGAGAAAUCAUUUUGAUUCUGGAGUAUUAUUUGCAAAACUACGUGAAUUAUUUAUUCCUGUUUGGUUUAAAGGUAGUAAAGAAUUGAAUCCAUCGACAUUGGAAGACAUCGCAAAAUCAUAUGAAUUCAUUGAAGCAUUUCUUGAGAAUAAUGACUACCUUUGUGGAAAUCAUAUUACCAUCGCUGAUAUUUCAUGUGCAACAAGCGUUAAUUACAGUAAAGUAGUUGUUCCAAUACCUAAAGAAUUGACAAAAACUACAGCCUGGAUAGAACGUGUCAAUAGUUUUCCACCAUUUGCUGAAGUUGAUCGACCAGGUCAAUUGGCUUUGGAGGCAGCAGUAAAAUCAAUCAUGGCUCCAAUACUUUACCAUCAAGAUGUGAGUCCACCAUCUAGGGCUGUUCGCAUUGUUGCAGCUGCGUUAAAUAUUCCUUUAGAAUUAGUAUCAAUAAAUUUAUUAACCAAAGAACAUUUAUCUCCAGAAUUUAUAAAGAUAAAUCCACAACAUACUUUACCAUGUUUGGAUGAUAAUGGAUACAUACUUUGGGACAGUCAUGUGAUUAUAGCGUAUUUAAUUAAUAAAUAUGUUGAAAAUGAUACACCUUUAUAUCCAAAAGAUUUAAAAAUGCGUUCAAGAAUUGACCAAAGAAAUCAUUUUGAUACUGGAGUUUUAUUUGCGAAAUUACGAGAAUUAUUUGUUCCCAUUUUAUAUAAAGGUAGUAAACAAUUGAAUCCAGUAACAAUGGAAGACAUCGCAAAAUCAUAUGAAUUUAUUGAAGCAUUCCUUGAGAAUAAUCAAUACCUUUGUGGAAAUCAUAUUACCAUCGCUGAUAUUUCUUGUGUAACAACCGUAGAAAUGCUUCAAUUAGUUGUUCCAAUUCCUAAAGAAUUGAUAAAAACUGUAGCUUGGUUAGAACGUGUUAAAAAUUAUCCACCAUUUGCAGAAGUUGAUAAACCAGGUCAAAUGGCGUUGGAAGCAGCAUUAAAAUCAAUAUUAAAAUAGUAUAUCUCUCUCUCAAAUUUAUAAAUUUAAGAAA